UUGGCAGGGGCCAUUACUCUGCUGGAGACAGAAAUGCAGGACAAAACAUGAAGCCUUGAUAGAGAAUCUCGAGUCAGCAGAGUCGCUUCUUUCUGAAAUGCUUUGUGCCAGUGCAUCCAACUUUAUUGCUGGUGCAUUUGUUUUCAGGGGCAAUUAACAGUGCCUGCAAGCUCGUUAAAGGGCCCAGUGGCAACUUGCACAUUUCAGUCUUUUGUAGAUAAGCAUGUCCUUCUUCUGCUGUUGUCACCGGCCCCCAGGUACUUCAGGAGAGAGGGAACCUCUUACUGCGCAGUACACAAGGCAACCCUCUCAAAACACUGGUGUCUUCAGUAAGGAGGGAACCCUUGCCAUGAAAACAGUAAAUGUGCUUGAGAUUGACACGCUGUUUUCAGAUAUCUCUGAAACUUUCAACAAGCAAUACAGGGAUCACUGUGCCAUGGAGGAAGCUAUCCGAAGACUGAAAGAGGCUUCUGGCUGUGCUCCCACGAGCAGCCUGACAGAAUGUAUAGACAAUAUAGAGCGGGAACACGGUGCCUGCAGUUUGCAGGUGCACAUGGAUGGCUAUAGCUUUUCACUCAUUGUAAAGGAGAAAGAAGUGCCUGCAGACCUGGAGCAGGCCCAACAGCAGGUGUGGGAACUGAAUCGUGCCACAAAGCAUGUCAUUGCUACAGAAACAAAACUCCAGGAAAUGAUCUGUUCAGUGCUUCAGAGCCAGAGUCAGCUGGCAGAGAGAAUGAAGGCCGCAAACCCAGAGUACCUGGAUCAGGUACGGCUAGACGCUAAUCUGAGAGAGAAUAUCCAGACCGUGAGCCAGGCCAAAGAGCUCUCCAAGCAGUACGGCAAAGAUGCCAGCAGCGUGCUGAAAGAAAUGGCUCACCUAGCUGGUAUGAUCCUGUAAAAGGUUCAAAAGUAAGGAUCCAGCUGGUAUUUAUACCUUCCCCUUUGUACCUAAAAUCUACAGUGCGCCAAAGAGCACACCUUGGUACAGCCGUGAUUAUCUGGGCAAUUAGCACACGUAUAGGUAGUUGUACUAGGUCUGGUUUAUUUAGCCAAGGAACCUGAAUCAGGAGAGUAGGAUUUCUUCUCAAGGGGCUGAAGUGAUGGACAAAUAUAUGUCCUCCUUUUCAUCUGCCAAGCACUCAAGCCCUUUUGCAGGGUUUCAGCCCACCAUCACCUCCAGUGCUACUUAAAUAUCUGCAGAACCAGAGAAGUACAAAUUAAUGAGAGUUAGGCCUGAAUAUAGCCCAGAGACCAUAUGUGGCUUAUCUAAAGCCACCUAGAUAAAACAGUUUAUAUAAGAAUUCAAAAGUCCCACCCCUUUUUUCUAGGUUCAACAAAGCUGUCUUCCAAACCGAAGGCAUUCCCUCAUGAUAAAACUAGGUGCUCAGACCAAGGCUUAAAAAUU
Molecule: messenger RNA, 1405 nt
Organism: Gavialis gangeticus (Gharial)
Lineage: Eukaryota; Metazoa; Chordata; Crocodylia; Gavialidae
Exons: 4
Coding region: 224-898 (224 amino acids)
Source: RefSeq, a predicted model, not a curated record